ACCCAACUCAACCCAACUCAACCCAACCCUACCCAACCCAACCCCUCCCUUCGCCCCCUCCCCACCGCAGGGGGCACCAACAAGUCCGUGGAGCUGGAGGACGUGAAGUUCCACCAAUGCGUGCGGCUCUCGCGCUUCGACACCGACCGCACCAUCUCCUUCAUCCCCCCCGACGGCGACUUCGAGCUCAUGUCCUACCGCCUCAGCACGGCCGCCAAGCCGCUCAUCUGGAUCGAGUCCGUCAUCGAGCGCUUCUCACACAGCCGCCUCGAGAUCCUCGUCAAGGCCAAGGGUCAGUUCAAGAAGCAAUCAGUGGCCACGGGUGUGGAGAUCGCGGUGCCGGUGCCCAGCGACGCCGACUCGCCGCGAUUCAAGGCCAGCGCCGGCACGGCCCGAUACGUCCCGGAGCGGAACCUCGUCAUCUGGACCAUCAAAUCCUUCCCGGGUGGCAAGGAGCACAUGCUGCGUGCUCACCUGGGGCUGCCCAGCGUGGAGAAGGAGGAGGACGAGGGGCGGCCGCCCAUCGCGGUGCGCUUUGAGAUCCCGUAUUUCACUGUGUCCGGCAUCCAGGUGACACAGCCGGGGGNCCCCCAAUGGAGACCCCUCUUUAUGCCCCCCCCCCCCUUCGCCCACCCCCUGUUGAAGGGGGUUGAGGCCUAG
This is a messenger RNA of Coturnix japonica (Japanese quail), 660 nucleotides long. Lineage: Eukaryota; Metazoa; Chordata; Aves; Galliformes; Phasianidae. The record is from RefSeq and is a predicted model, not a curated record.